CAAACAAAUUUUAAGAAUAGGAUAUUGAAUAGUAAAAAUUAUUUAUAUUUUGCGAAUAUAAUAUUUAAAUAGAACAGGAUGGGAUUGAGAUACUCGGUGAACUUCUCAUGGGUCUGGCUCUUAUCGGAGGAAGCCGCUUUUGCUCGGAUGGCGAAAAGUGAAGAGAGCACUGUCCUUCUCGAAUUUAUGGCAUGCGCCAUGCUCGUCUUACCAAUUGUGACCGUGUUGGGACUUUACCUGUUCCGGAUGUUUCGGAACAGAGCAGGUCAAAAAAACGGUAUGAAAGACAUACGAGAAGAAUAAGUGUAAUGCCACAGUAAAAAUUUUCAACUUCGAGGUGAGCAAAAUCAGCUUCCCCCGAUAGCAGACGGCAAAAAAAUUAUAUGAAACAGAAUGCAAUUAAUUGUUAUAAUUACAUUUACGAUUAGAAUCAGCUUGCAUUGACUUCAGCUUUUGCACAAAAGAAUAUGUAAAUGUUUCCAUUCCAUUAGUGGUGGAUUUAGCUGGAAUUUUGUUCUGUCUUCAACAAAAUAAAAAUACCAUAAUUAUGUUAAACUGUAUGGAAUAAUACUUUCAAUGACUGUGGAUAAUUUCAUAACUUUUUCAUUACAAUAGAAAUUAUAAUAGCAAAACAUUUCUUAUUUAAUAACUAAUUGGGACUAUGAACAAUCCCGUUCGAUCUCUAUUAGAGCUAGAACCACAUCGACAGUACACAAGGAAAUGCAUUGAUCAAUCUCUACUUAUGUAUACUUCAUUUGUGAUAUUACUUCGUUACUGGUGCAUCGACGACUCGUCGAUAACACGUCUAAUACAGUAAUGCAGUUUAGAACCGACGUCAGUUUUGCUUCGUGUUUCUUACUUUUCGGCCCAGCUCAUUCUAGAGGGCGUCAAAAAUUGCAGACCGGUUUUCGGGCCGCGAGGUCCCAUAAGGCUGCCACUCUUUAAUAAUCUCUCCUCGGUGGUAUAAUCGUUUAUCGGUUGAUGGCUAACACGUUCUUUAAUGCCAGCGUGUCUAUAAAUGUUGUAAAACAUUCACAAAAAUGAAACGAAUUAUUCUAAACCUAUUCUCGCUACACAUCUUAAUGAUGUGGUCUAGCGCCGAAGAUAUUUUAGGUUGUGGAGGAUUUCUGAAAAGUCAUGCCGACAUUGAUUUUACAAAAGUUCAGAUAAAACUAUACACGAAAGCCGGUAGUCUUAAGGAUUCUACCGAAUGUGCGCCAAAUAACGGAUACUACUUCCUUCCUUUGUACGACAAGGGAGACUAUGUCCUGAAGGUAGACCCACCCAGAGGAUGGAGCUUCGAGCCUACAGAAGUUGUAUUGAAUGUAGAUGGUACUACAGAUGCUUGUAGUCAAGGAAAGGAUAUUAACUUUACUUUUAAAGGUUUUGGCAUCACUGGCAAGGUGACCAGUUUAGGAGCAGAUUUCGGACCUAAAGGUGUUACAAUAUCGUUGUACAAGGAAGACAAUGUACAAGUUCCUGUCGACACGACAGUCACCUCGGAAGGUGGCAUAUUUUAUUUUACUCCUAUACAACCUGGAAGAUAUUUACUCGUUGCAUCUCAUCCCAUAUGGAAGAUGAGGACUGAUAAGGUGAAAGUAACGGUACAAGAAGGCAAUACAGAACUCCAAGACGGUAGUUUAAUCAUUCUAGGAUACGACGUGAACGGCCGAGUCACUAGCGAGGAUGAGCCAGUCAGCGGUGUGACAUUUGUACUCUUUGGGAAUGGCGUAGCCAACAAUUGCGCGACGACUCCUAUAAGUAAAGAUCUCGAGAGUAAAAAACCGCUUUGUCACGUUGCGUCUGACAAAAGUGGAAAAUUCGUGUUCCCAAGCUUGACUCCUGGAAAAUAUAAGAUCGUUCCGUAUUAUACUGGCGCGCAAACCAAGUUCGAUGUACAGCCGACCGAGUUGUCAUUCGAGGUGACUCACGACAGCGUCGUUUUACGUCAAGGAUUCAAAGUGACCGGCUUCACGGUGAAUGGGAUUGUCCGUACCGCGGUCAACGGAGAUCCUCUACCUGGCGCGAAAGUUCUACUUUCUCAAAAGCAAGUCGCUGUAACGGACAAGAACGGGAAAUACGUGUUGGAUAAUAUGAAAGCUGGGCAAUAUACUCUGAAAGCUGAAAGCGAGGAUUUGUUGUUCAACGACAAAUCAGUAAAAAUCUCUCCCAGCUCGCCGGAACUGCCAGUUUUAGUACCAGCUGCGUAUAAAGUCUGCGGCAAAGUUACUUUAUCAGCGAAAGGAACUUUGCAUCAUCGUAAAGUUUCCAUUCAGAAUACUGCAGCUACAUUUACCAAAGAGAUCGAAACGGAUCCGAAGACAGGUGAAUUCUGUGUAUACCUCAGCCCCGAUAGGUACCAAUUAAGCGUGGUCGUGAGUGCGGAGGAAAGAGCCAAAGGCUUGCAAUUUUUCCCGCUCCAACAAACAAUCGACGUGUCGUCUCGACCAAUACGUAAUCUCAACUUUCUGCAAUUGAAGGCAACGUUGACAGGGACGGUGAAAUGCUUACCAGGAACUGAUUGCAGUCAAGCGUCCGUAACGUUAAAGGUGCUAGACGGCGUCACGAUUAAAACGAUUCAAGCCAAGGAUGGCCAGUACCAGUUCACGGACGUGUUGCCCGGCCACUAUGAGGUUCUCAUAGACAACGACGUUUUCUGUUGGGUGAAUCCCAGUUACAGAAUUUCUGUGACGUCGGAACGAUCCGAAAUAACACCGUUCGAACAGACUGGAUUCUCCGUCACUUUCAUAUCCUCUCACGACACCGUAGUCGAAUAUUCGAAACCGAACGAGUCGAAGAGAUUGACGUUGACUUUGAACAAAGGGAGCACGAAGCACUGCGUAACUGAGCCGGGAGCGUACACUUUCGUCCCGAAAAGCUGCCACGUUUACGACAAGUCUUCGUACACGUGGGAAAUCAGUGAUCCUUCUCCGAUUCUGUUACAUUCUACGGAGCAUAGCCACAAGGGGAACAUCUUGAGUCAUUCCGCGAUAGACGGAGUCAAAGUAAAAGUCGAGAAUCCAGCAGGCGAUGUUACGGUACUGGGCCCUUUGAAGCCGAUGCGUCAUGAAGAUUUGUACAAAUACGAAUUUGAAUUCAAGGCGAAAACGGAUAACAUCUACGUUAUUACACCGUUGUCCGACAUUCUUCUAUUUAGCCCUGCAUCGUUAAAGAUAUUGGGAGUAAAUGAUUGCCAAGACGAUGUCAUCACGUUCGCUGGUGAUUUGGGAAAAAUUAUUGCUGGUAAAAUCAAUCCACCGUUGGAAGGCGUCACUGUACAGAUAUUCGGUAAUGAUAAGGCAGUACCGAUACACACUCUGAUUACGCAGAAAGAUGGUGAAUACAACGUCGGUCCUUUGGACGGGAAGAUAAAAUACAGUGUCACCGCAGAAAAGGAAGGGUACGUGAUCACGGGACCGGAUUCCAACGGGAUAUUCUUCGCUCACAAACUGGCCGAGAUCAUCGUGCAGGUCGCCGAUCAAGCUGAUAACGCGUCUCUGCAGGGUGUACUACUCUCUCUGUCCGGGGGCCAAAGUUAUCGAAAAAACAGUAUGACCGGCGAAGACGGGAAAUUGAUUUUUAAUUCACUGUCUCCUGGCAAGUACUACUUGAGACCAAUGAUGAAGGAGUAUCGUUUCGAUCCACCGUCGAAGAUGAUCAAAGUCGUAGAAGGUGCUACCGUUAAGGUGAACUUUUUCGGGAUGAGAGUCGCGUUUAGCGCGUACGGUGCUGUGACAUCCCUUAACGGCGAGCCUGAAGCCGGGUUGUUAGUGGAAGUUCAAGGGCAAGGGGAGUGCGACAAUCACCAGGAGGAAGCGACCACCGAGGAGAACGGCGCCUUCCGAAUUCGGGGACUUCAGCCAACGUGCACCUACGCGUUCCGCCUGAAACCGAACGCCGAGGUAAACGCUCAUAUCCAGCGCACCAGCCCUGCCUCGGUCCUGAUACAAGCCACGUCGGACGUCCGCAGUCUUCGCUUGGUUGGGUUUCACCCGAUAUCGCGUACAGACGUCUCGGUGCACGUCGUGUCCACGCAGCCGGAACAUUAUCGCACGCUGAGAGUGAAACUGUGCAAGGAGGACAUGCCGGAUUCGCCGGUGCACACGUCGAAAUUAGAAGCCCAGCAGCCAGGCAAAGCUGGGAGUACGUACAACGCUGGGUUCCUCGUGCACUUGCCUCCGUUACAAGCGGACGGCAAGAAGUACUUCGUGCAGCUGGAAUCGUCUUUGUCGCACGCGUUGCACAAGUAUAAAACUGUGCCGUUCUAUUUCGAGGCGAAUUCGUCUUUUAAGUAUGUGAAAUUAAUAUUCAACGCACAACGGAAGAUCGAUCAGAGUGACAUGAAUCAAACGUCCGUUGUCGCGUUGCCUUUUAUUCUACUAGUCACGGUCGCGUUCUUUAAUCGCGAUAAACUGUGGUUGUGGUUGAACACGAUAGUGGAAAGGUGGUCGAAGCCGACACCGAGCUCGAGGGCUCCGAUGCAGGCUGUUCUUUUAGAAACAUAA
Ceratina calcarata is the source of this 4505-nucleotide messenger RNA. RefSeq names its product nodal modulator 3. The record is from RefSeq and is a predicted model, not a curated record. Gene Ontology annotation, cellular component: endoplasmic reticulum membrane. Gene Ontology annotation, molecular function: carbohydrate binding. The coding region runs from base 1041 to 4505 and encodes 1154 amino acids. NCBI's taxonomy places the organism in Eukaryota, Metazoa, Arthropoda, Insecta, Hymenoptera, Apidae. The transcript has 11 exons.